Vavraia culicis subsp. floridensis is the source of this 417-nucleotide messenger RNA. RefSeq lists its product as uncharacterized. The transcript has a single exon. The coding region runs from base 1 to 417 and encodes 138 amino acids. NCBI's taxonomy places the organism in Eukaryota, Fungi, Microsporidia, Pleistophoridae. The record is from RefSeq and is a predicted model, not a curated record.
AUGGACAACUAUCGAAAGUACCACAUAAUAGCGGGUGAACAGCGCACCAGGAUAUGUUACACUGUGAUACAUGGAAUUAAGGUGCUAUUUUUUGCCGCUUUCUAUCACGACGCAUUUGCGAACUUCCAAGGUGAGCUGGCAAUCCUAAGAGCAAUUGCCAUUACUUUGGCGUCAUCAAAUAUUCUUGGUUGGUUUUUUAUCUGCCAUGCACUGCUGAGUAAAAACAUAUACCAGAUGAAAGUGUUCAAUCUCAUAUUGUCACUCGAAUUCUUCCUAAUAAUAACGCUGAUACUAGAUGAAUUGGAGAACAUUAGCUACCCGGAAGUUUUUGUCAUCUUGCCAAUCCCUACCUUGACUGGUCUGGAAAUCAUUUACAAUUGCUUGGUUAUCAAAUCAGCAGGACCGGAGUUUUCUUGA